AUGAAAGCAAAGAGAAACAGCCAUAAACCGACGAGCAUCAAGGAAGAUUGGUUUACCGAAUGGACGAGUUCAUCCAUGGUCAGUAGCAGUUCACCAUCACCUCAACAGGAAGAGAACGAGAAAGAGUCCAUUCUGAGGUUGAAUGAUAUCAUGUUAAAGUACCCGCUAAAAGUUCACAAGAGAUCUGCAGAUCAGAAGUUCAAAAUGGUUUUGGAAGGAGAUCAUGAUCCCAGAGAUGAAGAAAUCAUUGCAUCUUUCCGCCAAAUGCUUUUCCUCGAUGGUUUGUUGCCACAGGAACACAAUGAUUAUCACACUCUUAUCAGAUUUCUACGUAGGAUGAAUUUCGAUCUCAUAAAAGCCAAAUAUUCAUUCUUGGAAUAUCUAAAAUGGCGAGAAGACUUUCAUGUUGACUCCAUUACAAAGGAAUUUAAAUAUGAAGAGUAUAAAGAUGUGAAAAGAUGCUAUCCCCAUGGAUUUCAUGGAGUUGAUAGACAUGGUAGGCCACUCUACAUAGAGAGAAUUGGAAUGGUAGAUCUUAACGUCUUUCUGCAGACAACUUCAAUUGACAGAUUUGUGAAAUAUCAUGUAUCUGAACAAGAGAAAACAUUAAAAUCCAGAUUCCCAGCUUGUUCAAUAUCUGCAGAGAAACAUAUUGCUUCUACCACAAGUAUCUUAGAUGUGAAGAAUGUGGGAGUUUCCAACUUCUCCAAACCUGCAAGAUAUCUAUUUAUGGAAAUUCAGAAGAUCGAUAGCAACUAUUACCCUGAGACAUUGCACUGCCUUUAUAUAAUUAAUGCUGGACCUGGAUUUCGAGUUCUAUGGAAUACUCUCAAGGCUUUUCUCGAACCACGCACAUUGGCAAAGAUUCGAGUGCUUGGAACUAAUUACAAGAAUGACUUUAUAGAAGCUAUUGAUCCAAGUAAUUUGCCUAGUUUCUUUGGAGGUAACUGCGAGUGUUUGGAUUAUGGUGGUUGCCUUCUAAGCGACAAAGGACCCUGGAAUAACCCAGAAAUUAUGGACAUGCUCCAGGAAAUGACUGAUUCAGGAGAUGAAAGUGGUGCCUCUAAUAACAAAGUUUCAGAAUCUGAUAUGGAUGAUAUUGUAAUCGAAGAUGUCAAUGAUAUUACCAACCCGACAGAGAAUAGAGAGGAUGAAAACAAGCUUUCAUCUAUGAAGCUCAGAUCGUUGGAAGCAGUGCUUAAUGAAUCUAGCAUGAUAUUCCAGAAACUGGAAGUUGCACUCAACGAUGCAAAGCUGGUGCUACAAACACUGGCCCAGAAUAUAGAACAACUGAAAAGGAGCAACCAUUGA
Messenger RNA from Cynara cardunculus var. scolymus (artichoke), 1311 nucleotides. RefSeq names its product phosphatidylinositol/phosphatidylcholine transfer protein SFH11. The transcript has 11 exons. The record is from RefSeq and is a predicted model, not a curated record. Bases 1 to 1311 code for a protein of 436 amino acids. Lineage: Eukaryota; Viridiplantae; Streptophyta; Magnoliopsida; Asterales; Asteraceae.